AAUGGAUAAAAAGAUAUUAGAAAACAUUGAAUAACAAUUAAAAAGAUUACUUGAAUAACUUAAAGAUCUUGAGGAAUAUAAAAAUGAAUUAGAUCCUGAAGAAUAUAAGUAUAUAACAUCAUAUACAUUAUAGAUAAAUGAAAAAUGACACAUUAUAAGAGUUGGAAAUAUUCUAAACUAAAUUAUAAGAAAUAGAAUAGGGUGAUUUAACAUUAAAGAAUGCAAUAUAAUAAUAGCAAGAACAAUUAAGAGCUGCAAUAAAGAAUUCUUUUAAUGCUGAAGAAAUCAAACAUCUUAUGUCAUCAUCAUAAGGUACUUAAAUAAGAGAAAAAAUUAAGAAAUUAGAUUAAGACCAUACACUUUAAAGAAUAAAUUAAGCUUAAUAUGUGAAAGAAACUCUGAAUUGUUUGAAUUAAUUACAAGAUAUUGGAAUACCUGUAAUUUAUCAAUUAAUUACUUUAGUUUACUCAAUAAGAAAUUAAUUUUAUCAAUUCUAAUACAGGAAAAGAUAACUUUGUAAUUAAAUAAGAUAAUGUCUAAGGAAAAACAUUACUUAAAUCAGCAGAACAAUAAUUGGCAGCUAAUAACAUGAAAUGAU
Paramecium pentaurelia is the source of this 598-nucleotide messenger RNA. NCBI's taxonomy places the organism in Eukaryota, Ciliophora, Oligohymenophorea, Peniculida, Parameciidae. The record is from the annotation of a GenBank genome assembly.